CUUUUCUCUCACCCUUUUGCAAACAAAUUCAUCCCAAGCACUUAAACACGUACUCUAUUGCUUCUGCAUCUUCAUUUCGUCUUACUCUUCAUUCAAUACAUGGUCCUUUAGAGCAGAUAACUCCGCUCCUGUCUGCACUGAAUGUGCAAAAAUAAAAGUAUUAAGCUAACUUUCUAACUGUACUACAAAGAACCAGUUUCGUGCACCCACGACCAACACCAACACAGCAAUAUGGCAGCUAUGAAUCCGCCCCCCAGUAGGACUUCAAAGGCCAUUGAUAGUCAAGAUAAUACCCUCUCAGCCAAUGAGGGGUCAUCAUUAUCAGCUCACCCAUCGGUAUUAGGAGCGCCUAUCAAACCCACUACGAGCGCCAAUACGGUUACCAAUGGUAGCAAUAGUGCCGAUAAUGACAGCGAUAGCAAUGCAGCCAUUGCUAGUAGUGGUAAUGGCCAAGAGUCGUAUAGUCCUUGGGAUAUGCCGCCGAUUAUCCAGCCCGUCUCGUCCGCCUCUGAUACUCGAUCCAUUGGCGGUCUCAAGGGUUUCUCUAGCCUCAACUCGACUUGGACUCAUUUCAGGUCGAAACCCCAUCCCACAAUAUCAGUUCCUGUGACCCCAACAUCUCUACAUCGACCCAGCAUUGACAUGGCCGCGCCCACAACACCUCCACGGAGUUCAGCCUACUCGAACCCAGACGACUCGGAUAACGCAAUGUGUACGCCAACGUUUGGAUCAGGUAGUUCUAACUACUCACGGAGAAACAGUGCUGUUAGUGCCAUGGCAUUGGAUACACCUCCGCCACUCUCCCUGAUGGAUUUAGAGACACCCUCAAUGUUAGGCCCCAAUUUUGGUUCAGCUCAAGGAUCCGGAGCUCAAGGGCCGUUAUCGCGCUCGCUCGAGUCUAGUUUCAAUAGUGGGAAUAAUGGAUACCCAUUUCCUCCUUUUGGUAUGCGCUCCGAUUCGUCUAGUAGCCUCUCAAGGCGUAGCUCCAGGGCCAACAGUAUGUCCAUGGAGCCCCGUCAUGUGCGAAAAGCCUCAGAGGACACGACUAUGAGCGAUGGCGGCAAUAAUUCUGGAAGUGAACGCAGUAGGCGGCAUUCGCCGGCUGUUGUCCCAUUUGAAAGGAGUGUGCGUCGGUCUGCACUUCUUCCCAAACCAAAAGGCCUACUCAAAGUCUUCUCUCAAUUGGAGGCAUGUCAUCUAGUUGUAGUUAAUGGAUAGUCGUGGGUGAUGGCUAUUGCUAAUACUAAAGCAAUGUCCACAGGAUCGAGUUAUUCUGAUGAGGCAUAUUUAUUGAUGCUCUAUAGGAAGAGAUCCAUCAUAACCGGCAUGAAUACGAUCAUGAAAGAGAGACAACACAAGUAUGCAGAACAAUAGGAGACACAUCCGGUGCUACGGAAAUGGAAACAGGCGCGGCUGCUUCUGCGCGUCAAGGACCAUCUUCAUUGUAUGGAAUAGGUAGCAUUCGGAGAUCAUCCAUGUCAAGACUUAAUCCUGAUCAAGAGCUGGCU
Lobosporangium transversale is the source of this 1508-nucleotide messenger RNA. RefSeq lists its product as hypothetical. The coding region runs from base 232 to 1218 and encodes 328 amino acids. Lineage: Eukaryota; Fungi; Mortierellomycota; Mortierellomycetes; Mortierellales; Mortierellaceae. The transcript is spliced from 3 exons. The record is from RefSeq and is a predicted model, not a curated record.